This is a messenger RNA of Solanum tuberosum (potato), 826 nucleotides long. RefSeq names its product oleosin 18.2 kDa-like. Gene Ontology annotation, biological process: response to freezing; lipid storage; seed oilbody biogenesis. Gene Ontology annotation, cellular component: membrane; monolayer-surrounded lipid storage body. Bases 235 to 681 code for a protein of 148 amino acids. Lineage: Eukaryota; Viridiplantae; Streptophyta; Magnoliopsida; Solanales; Solanaceae. The record is from RefSeq and is a predicted model, not a curated record. The transcript has a single exon.
UAUAACAGACUGUUUACUUUCAAACUCAUCUCUCUCUGCUAAAUCCAUUUUUUUCAUGCAAACUUUCUCAUCAACAUCUGUCACUCUUCUCCCACGCGUCCAUUCUCCUCUUCCUUUAUAUUCACUCCCACCUUCUUCCCUCUUUUCUCAUCCUCAAUUUAAUCAUCAUUCACUCUUCAAUUAAUUUAAUUUUUUUUAAAUAAAAAAAAUAAAUUCAAAUCUGCCGUUCUAUCCAUGGCUGAGCAACAGUCCCGUACCCAGCAGCAGCAGCAACAGCAACAAAUGCAAGUUCAGCCAACGGAGGCUAUCAAAAGCCUUCUUCCUCAAAAAGGUCCUUCUAAAUCCCAAAUCCUUGCUGUCGUCACUCUCUUCCCUGUCGGUGGAGCUCUCCUUUGCCUCGCCGGACUUACGCUCGUCGGAACUGUGAUCGGACUUGCCGUUGCUACUCCUGUUUUUCUGCUGUUCAGUCCGGUUUUGGUCCCGGCGGCACUGACAAUCGCGCUGGCUGUUACCGGAUUUUUGACGUCCGGUGCGUUUGGGAUAACGGCGUUGUCGGCGUUAUCGUGGAUGAUAAAUUAUAUGAGGAAAAUGAGGGGAACAGCUGGAGAGCAGAUGGAGCAUGCGAAGAGGAGGGUGCAGGAAGCUGCGGGGCAUAUGGGACAGAGAACAGCCCAGAAGUAGGCUACUAGAAUGCGUGAUUGAAUUCUGAUUGGAGUACUGUUAAGUUCUGUGUUUUUUUAUAUAUAAUUUAAUAUGUGUAUGUAUUACUGUCUUUAAUGUGCUUAAUUUGCAGCGUUUUGAUUUUCUAGUACUAUAAUAAAAUGCG